Amoebophrya sp. A25 is the source of this 1171-nucleotide messenger RNA. The record is from the annotation of a GenBank genome assembly. NCBI's taxonomy places the organism in Eukaryota, Dinophyceae, Syndiniales, Amoebophryaceae.
AUGUCCCGCUUCCUUGCGUCAGGGCAAGUUGUUAAGUCUGAAUAUCAUUUUUGAGACCAUUGCAGGCUUUGUCCUCCACUCAGUUCUUAGCUGACACGCAAUUGCUAUCUAAAAACUAGAACAACAAGGAUGAGCUCAGAGCGGCCCACGUGAUAAGUACUUGUCUAAAAUCUUCCUAGUCUCGCCGCCGCCUAGUACGAGUACGUCAUCGCAGCGACCGCGGUACAGAAUUGCGCGCGGGUUGGAUAACAGGACCUCAUCUAGAAACAUCGUCGUAAAUGAGCAAGAACGAAGAGAAAAUGGAACUUCGCCAGGUGUGACACAACACAUCAUGACUGACGUGCAGCCUAGUGCUUCAUCUGAAAGCUUUGCGAGACACACUGCAAAAUCCCAGACAACGAGCAGCAUCCAACGGUCGUCCAAAAAAGUAACAGCCGCAGACAAACCACUCGCUGAAACAAUCUUGGCGAAAUUAGAAGCGUCUGCCCUGCUAGAAGGCGAGAAAAAGAAGUUGUCAGCUGUGGAUCUAGCAAAGCUCCUAGCAACGGCCGAGAAAAAAGCAGUGAAUCGGGUGCUUUAUGCCUUGACGGAUGAAGGUCUUAUUGAUCGCUUCGAAGAGGGAAACAAAAAGUCCUACGGUAUUCGGCGCGCGGCUUCGUAGGAAAGGAAGCAAGUGCGUGUAUCUUUGCAUACUAGAGGAAGUCGAAAGCAUUGGUAUCGAGUCAUAGCCUUGCUCCAUCGGCAUUCAGCUUCAAUCAUUAGUAUAUCACAGACCUCCAUAGCUGUGAGUGUUGAUUAAUACUACAUGCAUCGUUUAUUAUCCCACCUCGUGACUCUUGUAAUCUUACUCUCUUAGUAGGUCUGCAUAGUCUCUGUUGCAUAGCUCUUGUUCGUGUAUAGUCUCUCCUGCAUAGCUCCUGUGGUCCCCUAGUUUUUCUUGCGCAGGUUGUUACUCUUGCAUACUGUAAGAGAGCGGUGAGGCCAUUUUUUGAACAGACAUUGUUUUGUGUUUGUUAGUUUAGUAAUGCCGUUAGUGUAACCGCGCAUUGAAAGCAGCUUCAAUUUGAAACUUGCGAAGCUUGGCACCAAGCUACUUUAUCCAGGCUCGACGACAGAUUGAACUACACUUGCAAGGAGGCUUGGCGACACGUUCCAGUCCUGGAACGUCAGU